UUGAGAAACUUCGACGUAAUUAUUGCAAUUUAGCCCUUAAAUUCUGCAUUGCUAUCAGAUAAAGCAUCAUAUUUUCCUUUGUACAGAAUUAUCCUUCCAUUUUAUUAUCUGAGCUAAGAAUGGGAAGCAGCGAGGAGAUGCCAGUGGUGCUCAUCACGGGAUGCUCACAAGGAGGAAUCGGCAACGCGCUGGCUCGUGAGUUCUCUGCGAAAGGUUGUCGUGUGGUGGCGACGAGUCGAUCGCAGAGCACGAUGGCUGACUUGGAGAAAGAUCCCAAGUUUUUCGUACAAAAGCUCGAUGUUCAGUCAGAACAUAACGUGAAUAAAGUCUUGUCGGAAGUUAUCGAUAAGUUCGGUCAGAUCGAUGUUCUGGUCAAUAAUGCCGGAGUUCAAUGCAUCGGACCACUCGCGGAGAUUCCAAUUCAGGCCAUGGAGCACACCUUCAACACCAAUGUGUUCGGUUCCAUGAGGAUGACUCAAGCUGUUGUACCUCACAUGGCGUCAAAGAAGAAAGGAAAGAUUGUGAACAUAGGAAGUAUCAGCACAAUGGCACCUGGACCAUGGGCAGGGGUUUACACUGCAUCAAAAGCUGCUCUUCAUGCUCUUACAGACACAUUAAGGUUGGAGCUUAGGCCAUUUGGGAUUGAUAUGAUCAACAUUGUCCCAGGAGGUAUUCAAUCUAACAUAUCCGAUUCAGGGAUAUCUAGCUUCAACAAGUUACCUGAGCUGAAACUAUACAAGCCGUUCCAAGAAGCUAUCCGUGAAAGGGCGUUUUUGUCGCAAAACGUUAAGCCAAUACCUGCAGAGACGUUUGCGAAGGAGGUGGUGUCGGUGGUCCUGAAGGAACACCCACCGGCUUGGUACUCUACAGGAAGGUUAUCCACUGUCGCGGCGAUCAUGCACCAUUUGCCCAUAUCCGUCAAAGAUUUUCUCCUGACUAAGAGCUUCAUGAAAAGAAACUGUUUGAAUGUAUCUAAGAAGUAAGAACUAACCAUGAAACAAGCUAGAUACAGAAGCCACAUAGUAAUGGGCUCUUAAGCCCAACACGGUCCAGAAUAAGUUCCCAGUAAGCCUAAGUCUGGUCCUUAACACACAUCUAUCUAAAGUAUGUUACUAGCUUAUUAGUACUACUAGGUAAUAAUCAAGGAAUAAUGUGUGUGCUUUGUGAGAAUUAUGAUCAAUAUACUUCCAACAAAACUGAAGAAUAUAGCAUUUGUCACUGUUCUGAAUUUA
Brassica napus (rape) is the source of this 1232-nucleotide messenger RNA. Its product is annotated as short-chain dehydrogenase RED1-like. Gene Ontology annotation, molecular function: oxidoreductase activity. NCBI's taxonomy places the organism in Eukaryota, Viridiplantae, Streptophyta, Magnoliopsida, Brassicales, Brassicaceae. The transcript is spliced from 3 exons. The coding region runs from base 120 to 983 and encodes 287 amino acids. The record is from RefSeq and is a predicted model, not a curated record. Gene Ontology annotation, cellular component: endoplasmic reticulum.